Molecule: messenger RNA, 4897 nt
Organism: Temnothorax curvispinosus
Lineage: Eukaryota; Metazoa; Arthropoda; Insecta; Hymenoptera; Formicidae
Product: PR domain zinc finger protein 10-like
Exons: 11
Coding region: 352-3381 (1009 amino acids)
Biological process (GO): regulation of transcription by RNA polymerase II
Molecular function (GO): RNA polymerase II cis-regulatory region sequence-specific DNA binding; DNA-binding transcription factor activity
Source: RefSeq, a predicted model, not a curated record
GCUGCUGCUCGCAGCAGCAGGUGCAUCCACCAAGCGAGAGGUGCAUCGACUUCGAAGCCUAUAUGUCGAGGCUGACGAAUUCUUCUCGUGUGAGUUCAAAAUAACGGGGGCCCGUCGCGACGAACACCUGUUUCCUGCCUCUCGCGCGAUGUCGCGCGCCGCCCGCGCCGUUCCCGCAACACCGAGGGUCGCGCGUCGCGGUUAGAGCGACCUGGCGGUCACCCACAUCUGACACGGCCCGUCUAUCCCUCGGUACUUUUGUGUGUGCUUCCGAGUGGUCGGAUGUGACUGUAAUACAGGCAUAGGCGAGACAAAAUCACGGAGUUCGCUGGUGCGAUACGUCGACGUAAGAUGGAUCCAAGGGGCCCUCCUGAGGGGGCCCCUGCCGAGUCCUUCGAGAUAUCCAGCAUCGACAGGGGGGCUGACAUCUCGGUGAAUUGGCCUACGGAUCACCCCUUCGCCUCGUCCCUGUGCGAGCAACCGAAGAAGCUGAACAACAGGCUUCUGUUCCUGACUGUGGAAUAUGUGGAGGAUCAGUCCCGAUUGUUUCCCACGUAUGAACAGAUCUCCUUUUCCCCGAGGGCGGCCUCUCCUCUGUCCGAAUUCGAGCAUCGAGUCAGCCCGCUGGACCCAAAUAUGAGCUCUGCUGCUAGAUACUCCCCCACGCCGGUCCAACUGCCUUCUUCUCCUUUCCACAACUCCGUUGUCGUGCUCCAAGGCCCGUCCUCGCCCUUAAUGUCCCAGCCCGAACCAAAUAUACGAACGAGCAUCAAUUAUGUGACUCAGCUGGCUCACCCGAUCGACACUCAGACCGUACCUCAGACGGAUACCACUACAGACUUUGUGGGCAAUGGGAACGAGGAUGGGCUAGUGUCCAGCGUCAGCAACGAAUUGAUUUUAAUGCAGGAAACUGCACCUGAAUUGGAAUCUUCAACGACUCCCUUAAUGCUAACAGGAAUACCGGGCACAGAUUUCGCUCUGACUAGGGACUUCUUGGUGAUGCAGGAUGAUCAAAUAAACGUUAUCAACACGUUUAAAAAUCAGAGUAUAGAGAUGGAGGACAACCCUAUUACUUUACCAUCUAUUGCCGAAGACGCGAAUAAAGAAAACAACAAUCUUGCUUUGUCAGAGUGUGAUAAAGAAAUUCGACAAAUUGCCAAAGAACCACCGUCCACCGAGAAGAAGAAAGUAGUUGAGAAAAAAGAUGUAAGGAGAUCCAAACGGCAUAUAACAGAUAAAAAAGAUUUCUGGGGCGACGACGAAUACGACGGUAAUUGUGCCAAAGACGACAGCUCUAAUUUGACCGACGUAUGCGCAAUCGCGGAUCAACCUGUGCCAUCGCGUGCUGUAGCAACACUGCCAGGAUCAUAUCUUUUGUUAAACAAGCUAUCUACUUCGCAUGCUGCAGCGAAUAGCGUGACCUAUGGGGUUUUUGCGAAACGUAAUAUUCGAAGGCGCACGCAAUUCGGACCCAUAGAAGGUCUAUUGUGCCCUUACGACGGGUCACCUUUCGAGAACGCUUUGCCACUGCUCUAUGAAACUGAGACCGGGGAAUUCCUGAAAGUGGACGUUUCCAAUGAAAACACUUCGAACUGGAUGCGUUUUGUACGGCCCGCGCUGACGUAUAAGGAGCAAAACUUGAUCAUUUGUCAGCAGAAAGAUGGAAUAGUGUUUUUGACUAAUAGAAACAUUUCGCCAAAGGAAGAAUUAAAGGCAGGUCCUAGUCCAGACUACGCAAGUCGCAGAAAUUUGCCGAUAUUUAAACCAGAUGCAAAAGAUGAAAAAGGUAUAAAGAAUUCGGAAGUGGCGAACCAAAUAUCUACAUGGCCGCGUUUAGAUGGCAACUCUUAUAAUCGACGCAUAAAAAUGUUUCGCGACAGAAACGUGAAAGAAAAGGAGAAUUCGCGACAGAACAAAUGCGACAAGGAAUGGAAAUGUUCCGUGUGCAGCUUGAUUUUCAGAAAGCCAUCCCUGCUUAACUUGCACGCAGCCGUUCAUUCUUCUAUCGAUAUCAAAAUUGAAAAUCAAAGUCAACUCCAGUCCGCAUGCCCGCAGUGUGGAUUGGAGUUCCAGAAGCAAAGCGAAUUGGUGAAUCAUGUGUCUCAGCACGGGCGAACGGCGUUACCUAAAGCAAAGAGAUUAAAUCCUUUAGGUUCAUACAAGUGUUCAAUGUGUUACAAACGUUUCGCUACAAAGAUACGAUUACAACAGCACUGCUUGGCGCAUGGUGCUGAAGACCAAAAACCACUGCCAUGCAGUAUCUGCUUGAAACGAUUUAUGAACAACUCCGCGUUGUCCGGUCAUCUGAAAACGCAUAAAGAAAAUAAACAGGUUUUCGAGUGCCCAAUGUGCAGGCAGCUAUUUCGCCAAAGUACGAUGCUGAAGGAUCACGUUGAGACACAUAGAAAUCAAGACGGUAUAUUCAAUUGCCCUCACUGCCAGCGAACAUUUAUCAAAUAUUCGGUCAUUCGUAAACACAUUCGGGCACAUCACUGCGAGAGGAAGCACAAGUGUCAGCAUUGUGCAAAACGUUUCCCGACGGUCGACAAGUUGCGAAUGCAUUUGCUGAAACACUCUGAUCACAGAGAAUUUCAUUGCGCGAACUGUGGUAAACGGUUCAAGAGAAAGGACAAAUUGAAGGAACACAUGACUAAAAUACACCAUUCCCAAACGGUUAAUGGAGAACAAAUAACACAGAACAAUCAAGCGAAAAAAUUUGUGCCAAAGGUGAACCCGAACGAUUACAAUCGCUUUAUUUACAAAUGUCAUCAAUGCCUGGUGGGUUUCAAACGAAGAGGAAUGCUGGUGAAUCACCUAGCGAAGCGGCAUCCCGAUGUCGCCCCCGAAUCUGUGCCGGAAUUGAACUUACCUAUCCUGCGACAAACCAGAGACUACUAUUGCCAAUAUUGCGACAAGGUCUAUAAGAGUAGCAGUAAACGUAAAGCGCAUAUUAUGAAGAACCAUCCUGGCGCGGCCUUGCCGCCUAGCAAUCGGCAAAAGGAGUCGGAAUUUUCAGGACUGCCGAAUCCAAGCUUCAGUCAGACAGUGGGCAGCAUCACGACUAGUCCUCAAGGUUGUCAGUGGUGCCAUAAACAGUACGCCAGCAAGGCCAAACUCUUGCAACAUCAACGCAAGAAGCACGCACACCUGAUGGAGCCGGCGGAUCAAAUACCGCGAUCGCGGAACCGGCCGCCGCAAAAUCAAAAUCAACCACCCGCGCUGAACGAUAACAACUUUGUGAUAUCCGAUUAUAUACAAGGAUGCGACGGGGAUUUCCUGAAGCAGAAAAUAAUCAAAAUAACUAACGACGUUGAUCUGAUAGGCAACGGAGGUUUGGAGACGAUCGGUCAGCAGUUUGUGCGUAUGCGCGACAUACGUUGAGGAAAAGCGCGACAUCCUCGACACGGAGGAUGAGCGUCGCCAAUUUAUCGAGAUAUGAAUCUCGCGACCUUUGUACGCAGUCGAGAUAGGCUGUGUUUUUUUGCUGCCGUUACCAAAUCGUGGCGACGUCGCCUGGACGGAGCGGCGAAGCGUGUCGCCCGAGAAUAUUUGGGAAUAUUACGCGGCUUUGUGUCAGCGUCAGUGCGAAACACUGGGCGCUGUUUUGUUGGUUGUACACGUUGGUCGAUCGACAAUGACGACGGUUACCGAUGAUAAUUAGUGGCUUUGGCGGAUUUGUUGGAAACGGAGCACGCAGUUUUAAGAAUACUUUGACCGAGCCUCGAAACGAAAAAAAGAGAGAGACGCCUAAAAACGUUGACUGAAAACCAACGAGGCUCGAAUCUACUCUGCGACGGAGAACAUUGUAGUCUCGUACAAUUGUUGAGAUCUUUUCUUGAAGUAUUAAGAAUACCGUAAAGAGGAAAAGGAAAAAAAAAGGUAGAACAAGUCCUGGUACUAUCGGCACGCCAUUUGCGCUAGGCCUGGUAGUUUUACUUUUAAAAUCCGAUGUCAUUCGAGUGUGAAGUAGAUGGACGAAAUUUAAGCGACGAAGUUUAAAGCGAUGUUAAAAAAAAAAAUACCGGCUUAAAUCUGGUGGCGGACGGGUCCGCUGCGUCUUAGAUCAGCGUGACUUCUUCCGUACAACGGUGAUUGGACGAGUAAUGUUAAAGAUUCAUUAUUCGCAACGUAUUUGGCUUCACUUAACGGCGAGCGAUUGUCUGUAGAUUACGUGAAAGCUUGCAAUCUCUGCAAAGCAUCGUCCAUUUCACUUUUGCUCUUUCUCUAUUUCUCUCUCUCUCUCGUAAUUCCAAGAUCUCGUAAACGCUUGCGUCCACGUUCUCAUUUUAGAGUAAUAUACAAGUAACAUGCGUUCUUAGAUCUUCAACGGAACAUACUGUUUUCACGUAAUCGUUUCGUAAUCGCUGGUCUCAUCCAGGUAUGAGUCUAGUCGUCACAGCCGAGAGCUCGUUUGAAUCGUCAGCUCGAGAUGUCCGAUUUAAACCGACCGUACGGUACCGUAGUUACGUAGCCAAGGGAACUUUCGCCCUCGCAAUUUUACGAACAGCAGGAGCAACAAGUACGUGUAUUUUAAGCUGUGUAUUCCUGGCCGCGCGUUCACUCACACGUAAGCACACGUAUACCAAGAGUUUCCGCAAAGAUUGUCCAAAGAUUGUGUAUUCCGCAGCGGUGUCUGAAUUCGGAUAAUUGUGUCCUCUCGUAAAACCCUAUCCGGUUGGUGUGUAAGUAAAAAAAAAAACCCGCACGAACGAUUUUCACACUCAGAGAAAUUCACCGACGAAACGACGACGUUGAAUUUAUUUUACACGCGGUAUUAUACACGAGAUACAUUGUCGCAAUUACGAAGACAGGAGAUUGCAUGUUUGUCGAUGUCCGUUGAGUACAUGGAGGACUGUACUGUAAACAUGACUUAAAUAAAGUUAUUCGAUGAGCGAUA